Molecule: messenger RNA, 1536 nt
Organism: Momordica charantia (bitter melon)
Lineage: Eukaryota; Viridiplantae; Streptophyta; Magnoliopsida; Cucurbitales; Cucurbitaceae
Source: RefSeq, a predicted model, not a curated record
AUGGAUGUCGUGCUGGGUCAGGUGGAAGAUUUCAUUCCAGCUUGGGUGGACGUCGACGUAGUGUACAGCCUACUUCUUAUCAGGGAUCACUGGGUUCUGGUUGCGAUAGAUAUGACCCAGUCCGAGAUUUUUGUGUACGACUCAUUGCCAGGUCACAUUUCCACAUCGAAGUUGAUGAUAGACCUGCGGCCAUUGAGUCAUACAAUCCCAUCGCUUUUGUACGCAUGUGGGCUAAUGGAUACAGCCGAUUGCAAGCUGAGGAAGACUCCGUGGCAUGUAUACCGUCCUACGACCGACACGAGACAGAAAGGCGGAUCGGAACUGCACGUGGGGAAGAUAUUCGUUUCAAAGCAAGACUUGUGUAUGGUGAUGUCAAAUGCAGCAAUGCGAUCUAACCGUGAAUACAAGGUCAGUAGGUCAACGAAAUCAAAGUUCGUUGUUCGCUGCAUCAACAAUACAUGCAAUUUGAGGGUUGCAACCCACUCCGUUGGUAAAUCUUCGAUAUUUUGUAUAUCAAAGUAUGUAGAUGCACACACCUGCAUGAUUGACACUGUGAACCACGACCACAAACAGGCGAGCAGCUCGAUCGUAGCGAAUCUUAUUAAGGAUAGAGUUGCUGGAAUCGGUCGUAUUUACAUGAUAAAGCAUAUUAAGGAGGAUGUCCGUAAAGAGUUCGGGGUGAACAAAAGUUAUGACAAGGCACAUCGAGCACGAGAGUUAGCAUACGCUAUUGUUAGAGGCCGACCGGAGGACUCCUACAUGCAUCUCCAUGUGUACGGUGAAGCGAUAAAAAUAGAGUAUCCAGGUGCUAUUUUCCACAUCGAGACUAAAGGUUCGCUUAACUUCAAAUACCCGUUCAUGGCAUUGGGUGCCAGCAUUAGAGGGUUUCAGUCAAUCACAAGGUGUGUAAUUAUGGUUGAUGGCACACAUUUGAAGGGGAAGUUCAGAGGAGUGCUGCUAAUAGGUGUCGCCAUGGAUGAGAAUAAUCAAAUAUAUCCAUUUGCAUUCGCGAUUGUAGACAACGAAAGCGAUGCAUCGUGGAAGUGGUUUAUGAAGAACUUGAAGGACAUGAUCGGAGACCCACAAAAACUUGUAUUCAUAUAUGAUCGACAUGAUGCAGCGUAUGCGUAUCGGAAGUCACAGUUCACGUACUACUGGAACCAGAUACUAUCGGUUGGAUCUGGUUCACUUGCCAAAUACUUACAAGAAAUUGGGGUAGAACGCUGGGCCCGAUGCUACCAAGUUGGUAGAAGAUAUGAAAAUAUGACGACAAACAGCACUAAGUCGGAAAGAAGGACUCACUGGUCCACCCAAAACACCUCUCAUUCAGACUAUGCAGAUGAGCGACUUGCACUACAGUUUGAGAAGUCCCGUCGCUACACAGUCAAACCAGUCGACUGGUGCAUGUUUCAUGUUGAGGACGCUGGCUUGGACGGGACGGUUGAUUUGAAUGCCCAUACAUGUACAUGCAUGGAGUUCCAGUACAUGGGCAUUCCCUGUUCACAUGCAAUUGCAGCAGCGGGCACAAGAAUAUAA